Debaryomyces fabryi is the source of this 906-nucleotide messenger RNA. RefSeq lists its product as uncharacterized. The coding region runs from base 1 to 906 and encodes 301 amino acids. The record is from RefSeq and is a predicted model, not a curated record. The transcript has a single exon. NCBI's taxonomy places the organism in Eukaryota, Fungi, Ascomycota, Pichiomycetes, Serinales, Debaryomycetaceae.
AUGGAAAAGAUAUACGAUUAUUCGUCCUCUGAAGAUUCUGAUACCGACGAGCUUCCUCCAGUACCUGAACUAAGCAUAUACCUGCAAAAUUAUUCGGACCAAUUUGACAUGUCAAGCAUAUUCGUGUACAUUCCUUGGAAUCCAUCGCUCUCGGUGCUCAACCAUUUGAAGCUGAUUUGCAAUAGAACUAUUAAACAUGUUCAUAACCGGAAUCCAGGAGUAAGCAAGAAGUACAAUUGGAACAUUGUGGGUGCCCCAUCAAAAGGUUUAGAGGGCCGAUUCAGUGUUACUAAUAACCAAUUGCUUAGAAGUCACCAUGUUACCCUCUUUCCCAAUGUCAGAGGUGAAUCGUACAAGAUGACGCAAUAUAUCGAGAAUAUCAGUAGUUCGCUAUCCAAGAUGACUAUUCCUGCGAGUUUGAUCCUGGAGGACACCAAGGAGACUGAAAGAAUCAACAAUCUUAACCGGAUCUUGUUCAAAGCCACAUCCUCUACGGAAGGACUUGACAACAAGAAGAAGAAAUACGUUUCGUUGAAUUUCGAGCCAAAAUUGAGUUUUUACACCAGUUCUACUACAAACAGCAUAUUCAUAGCCGGUAAGAUUCGUCUUACCCCAGACACAGCCUUAUUUUUCAAGAACAUAAACCAGAUAAUCGUGGAUAACAUCAAAUUGCUUGAUGUGACAAGCGAGCAGUCCCCUAUUGAGCAAGAUUACCAUAUAUCCUUGAUCCUAGGCGAAUUAAAGGGAUUUGAGACAAAUCGGGCUGAAGUUGGAAAAUUGAUCCGACUCAUGAAAGAGUUAGAUUUUACAAAUGAGCUCGACAAUAUUAAUAUUAGUAUAAAUUCGUUAAGGAUAAACGAGAUAUCCUCUACUAGAAACUCCUAUGAAGUUCCUCUCAAUAUAUAA